Messenger RNA from Zalophus californianus (California sea lion), 5044 nucleotides. RefSeq names its product axonemal dynein light chain domain containing 1 (gene AXDND1). NCBI's taxonomy places the organism in Eukaryota, Metazoa, Chordata, Mammalia, Carnivora, Otariidae. The transcript has 26 exons. The record is from RefSeq and is a predicted model, not a curated record. Bases 857 to 3982 code for a protein of 1041 amino acids.
CUGUAAGAAGUGUAUUUUAUUUAUUUGAGAGUGAGUGAGCACGAGCAGGGGGUGGUGGGAGAAGCAGUCUCUCCCUGAGCAGGGAUCCCGAUGUGGGGCUGGAUCCCAGGACCCUGAGAUCAUGACCUGAGCCCAAGGCAGACACUUAGCCGAUUGAACUACCCAGGCGCCCCAAGCCUCCAUAUUAACAGAAAAUGAUCCCUGGUGGCGGUAAGGGGCGGGAUUUCAACUCUUCCUUGCCAAUGCGUCUAUCCCAUUCUUCCCUGAGAACCGGUUUUUGGGAAGCCCCAACAAUUUUACUUGGGUUGGCUCCGCCUAAAGCGCAGUCUCCUUCCCUGCCUCCCGCCAAAAAAAAUCCUCGACCUAAGAACGCCUUGAACGUGCUGGGUGGGGUAGGGGUUGUGCGUAAAUGCCCAAGGAAGACAACCAAGAGGUCAAGGGCAGGGGCAGCAUCCGCAAGGAAGCCUCAACAGAUGGGAACCCAGAGCUUUUGGUUCCCUAAUUUCGCCUUGGAUUUGGCUUUUAGAAAAAUAGGAAAAACAACAAAAAAAUGGAAGCGAGUGAUGGAAAAACAAAUCUCUUCCGGGAUGCUGCCUCCAAUCUGGCGCCGGGUGCCGCGAAGGUCGUCCCCGGUGACGCGAGAGCAACCCCGGCCACCGCUGGCGCCUGCACACUGGCGACGACCUGCGGGCGGAAGCGCCGGGAUCGAGUCACUUGCGCACUCCGUGAGAACGGCUUGAUUAAGACAGUGUGGCGGCGCUGCCAGAUCCCAGUACGCCGCUGAUUUGUUUCUAAGUUAGCUUUCUGGAGCGAUAUUUCAAAUUACUAAAGCGAGUGGUAGGAGGCCUUGACUGUUAUGUCUCUUCCGAAAACGUCCUCCACAUUGCUAACUUCCUUGUCAACACCUGAGGGCAAGAAGUUAAAAGUCUCUGCAUCCAAGGAGGAGACAGUACUUCCUGAACUAAAGGAGAAAAAAACCAUGGUGGAUCGUUCAAAACCCCUUCCUACAUCCCUUCAGAAUGAGUUUAUCCCGGAGGAAGUUCUUCUUUCUCUGACCUAUGCAGCCAGUGCUGGUCCUUGUCCUGAAAACUUACUGCCCCCUAAGAAAAUUAAAACCCCAAAGGGUACACUUCCGCGUCCGGCUAACCAAGUCUGGUAUCACCCUAUUAGAAGAAAUAAGUUCAGAUACCUGAUUGACCAUCCUGUUUCCUUAACUGGUGCUGGAAGGGAUAUUUCUUUUCUGUACGAUGUUAAAUAUGUUAAAGGAGAGGCCAGGGAGAGUUCGCUUUGUCCCCCACGUUUGGAACGUUCAUUACAGUCACAUGAUGGUGUCGUUGUGUCUCAUAAGCCAAAGAAACUAACAGAUACUUUGCUUCCUGAAGAAUUUCAUAUUGUGUCAAAUACAGGAGUUUCAGGUUUGGAGUGUUAUGAUGACAAAUAUACUACUCUCCUCACAGAUAGUGAAAACAGGCUAUUGCUCUUCCCAUCCAUGAAACCUAAUAAAAGAGUAGACGUGGUCCAGCUUAAUGAUGUGAUGGAUGCUAUGCUAGAGAGGGCUGGUGUGGAAAAUCAGGAAUAUACAGGGCCAACCAAGAUGCACAAACUACUGCAUAUAUUGAGGAAGGAACAGACCAUUUACAAUACAGUAUUUCAUGAACUUAUUCGACAAGUCAGUGUGGAUUGUGCAGAUAGAGGAGAACUACUGUCCAAAAUCAGAGAGCGGUAUGUACAAAUGCUUGACCAAAUUGCACGGCAGAUGAUUGAUUUCUACAAAGACUUGGUAACUCAGCGAAUGAUGGACCAGCGCAUUUUAGAAGAACUGUACAAUUUUAAGAAUGUUAUUGAAGAACUGACCAGGGAGCUGUGUCUGGUUCGGGCUCAUGAUAUGAAAUUAACAAAGGAAGCAGAGAAAGCCCACAAGGAUUUGGCACAAGCUCUUUUAGAUGCUGAAAAGAAUGCUAGGAUUGUAGAAGAAUACCAUGACUUAUACACAUUGCAAAGAGGAAGGAUGGAGAGUGAUAUUAAACAGUUAAUGGCAGAGAGAGAUCUCUGGAGCUCAGCCACAUAUGAAUUGGCCCUAAAGGUAAUUGAAAAAAAUGGAGUCAUAUUGGCUAAAAGACUUUACCUCAAUGAAAAAGGUUGGAAUAAAUAUGCUAAGCAUUUCAUCAUACUGCUGUCAACCAAGGACACUGCAGACCUUGCACUAUUGCAGAAGUUGACACAGAAAUGGCGAAGCUCAAUGAAUAGAUUUAAAAAGGAAGUGGAACAAAAUGAAGAGUCCACAAGGGAGAAAUUACAAACUAUUAAGGAUGGUCUUAUCACAUGGCAGGAGUUCUUCAGAAAUGAUGGAAAAGACAUUUCAUCUCCUAGUAAAGAAAAUAUAUUCGAAUCCGUCAUUUCAGAUUUCAAGCAGUGGCAAAAGAUGUUGAAUGAAGAUAAAGACAAGUAUACUGGGGAUUUUCUAGUGUCAAAAUAUGAUUCUCUGAAGAUUAUUAAACAUUUACAAGAAAACUGGACAGAUGUUGGGUUUGGGAUAUUGAAUCGCCAUAAAAGUAUGGAGGGGGAGAUGCCACCAGAGCAAGAGCACAUGAAGGAAAUUGUGAAAACCAUAGGAAGACUCUACAAAGAAUUUGAGAUAAGAAUAAGUGGGGAUAAUGGUAUCUCUAAGAUUAUUCCAAGUUUGGUUAGUUCUCUAGAAUUCUGUUCUUUCAAGUUGGCAAAUGUCCUGGAGUUUCCUGAAAUGCUUCAUGAAGAAUGGGAAGGAGUUAAUGAAAAAGUUAAUGAAAUGAAAUCUCAGUUGGAUGCAUCAAUAAACAUUAUUGGUACCGUUCCUCAGUAUAUGGAUGUGGAUUCUGGCUCGGUACUCCAAGCACAAAUAUUUAACAUGAUUCAACAAUGGCUUUUGAAGAUAAGCAAUGAGAUUAACAAUGGUAACAUUGAACUUCAGCGCCAUAUGGAUGAAUUGCAUAUAUCUAUGAUCCAGUGGAUGGUAAGCUUGCUGAUUUUAAUGGUGCCGGACUGUACUGACCAAAACACUCUCCCAAAUUUGAGGAAGGAAAGUGCUGAGAAACAUGAUCUAGGAGAUGCAAAGUUAGAGCUAGAUGCGAUUGCACUGGCCAGAAAGUUGGCGCAAUAUUCCAGCUAUUUGAGCAGUUGUUGCAAAGGGCUGGUAACAGCUAUGGCUCUGAAUAAGGCGGGUCACUUAGAAAAACAUCCUGCUAAGGAACUUCGGGAGCUGGAUGAGAUGAAGAGAGAAUGUUAUGAGUGGAUCACCACAUGUUCUCACCUCCUUUCUGGGAUCAAAGGCAGAAAAAUAAAGUUACUGACGAAGGAAGAAAAAGAACACCUAUUUGGAGAAGAGGAUUUUAUAAAAGAAUUAAUUGAACCUGACAUAGACAGGCCUUUUAGAGAGGAGGAAGAAGAAAGUAUGGAGGAUAAUUUUAAGAUGCAAAAGGAAGAAGAGGAGAAGCCUUCAACAUCCAAGGAGGAGGAAAAACUCAUUCGAGUAAUUGAAAAAGAUGAAAAUAUUCAUUCUAAACCUCUAUUUGAAGCAAAUAUAUUCUCUUCCUGGAGAGAAUCAGCGAAUCAAGGUACAUUGGCCGCAAAGUAUCGUGAAGCAAUGGCUAUAAUUGAACGCACACAGGAGAAGUUAUUAGAGGUUGAAAGCAGAGCCAGACAAGCAGAGGAGAAGUUUGAGGAUGUAAAUGAGAAACUUCAUUAUACCCUUAUAAGAAAUAAAGAACUGGAGAGAGAAUUAGAGGCUAUUUUGAUGAGGUCUAGAGAGAAGGAGUUUGAAGGAAGAGAAGAAGAAGAAAAUGAAGGGGAAAGAGAAGAUGGAGAAGAUGAAGGAGAUGACAAUAACGAAGAAAUCAGACCAGUAGAACAUUCCCCAAAAUCUGUAAAGAAAGAGGUACAGUGCAAGGAAGGUCCUCUCAACGCUAAACCCAGACCCCGGACUAAAUCCAAGACCAAGUCCAAGUAGCAUCCUUAGGGUGCUGGGCUUCAGCUGGGCUCCCCUCACUGAUCUCUGUGUGCUACUUAGCUGUAGCUCAACUGUAGAGACUCCCUGUGCAACAGCUACUAGAAAAGUCAUGACAUACAACCCAAGAACAUUUUCUUUUUAAAAGUCACAGUGAAAGCUGUAGGGAAUAAGUGCAUUAGUUCAUCUCCCAGAUUAAAAAAAGCUUGUGCCAAAGUUUGCUGGCCUCUUCAAAUGAUUUCCUAAUAGAGGUCUGUGAAAAGUGUCAGUUCUUGUCAAGCAAAUAAUGCUUUUUGAAGAUUCUGAACUCUGCAGAGAAGAGUGGCAAAAUACAAAGCAUUUUUUUUUUUUCAAUUUAAAAGAGAGGAGCCUGAUAAUGCUCUUGGGUUUUGGCAGCAUUUUCAGAUUUCUUAUGAUUUCAGGCAUUUUUAUGAUUUAUUUGAUUUUCACAAUAACUCUACAAAAUAGGUGGGGGAGAUGCUGUUAUUAUCCCAUUUCUCAGAAGAUUAAACUGAGGCCCCCCCAAAUGGUUAUAAGACUCCCCAAGGUCACAGAACUGAUGGGUGUCAGAGCCCCCUGCUUACUGGACCUGUGUCUGGAUGUUUGACAGUGGUGAUGGGCCACCAGGCCACUGCUCAGAUGGUUUCCUUCACAGGGAAAGGAUGGAAGAUUGUACUGAAAUUUAGGAAUGCUGCUGAAGAUUCACCCAGAAUCACCAUUUUUCGCUUUGAUAGCCUCACUUGUCUGCUCUGUUCAUGACCCCAUAUCCACUGAGGCACUAGAGAUGGACUAACCUGCAAAAAUAAGUUGCGAGUGACAAAUGGACAUUUGGGGCAAGCACUUGGCAAGGACCCCCUCCUACCUUACUGCUCCCGGCACACUUGCAUUUGCUCUGAUCUCUGGCUCCAAAUACCUAUGCACCUGCUUUGGCUCACAUAUUUGCUGUUCCUUUGGAUUUAUCUCUGAAUUUUAGACCCUUGCCUGUUCCCUAAGCCUCAGAAACCCUGUGACUCAGAGUCCCCAGUCUUUUUUUAGCCCAGUCCCUGGCCAGGCCUGCCUCUGCCA